AUGGUUUGCCAAAAAACAUGGCUGGAAUAUCUGGCUGAAAGAAACAUCAGAUUUUUUAAGAGAAAGAAUGAUCUUUUUCAGAAAGCGUGUGAGUUAUCAGUUCUUUGUGGUGCUAAAGUGUGUGUGUUUGGAUUCACCCCUACUGGUAACCCAUUUGCUUUUGGUUCUCCAUCUUACCAUGCUGUAAUUGAUGAGUACCUUGACGAAGGUCAAGAUCUGGAAGGCGAAUUAUCAAGCCAAAAUGUAGAACCUUCUGAAAAUGGGGAAAUCAAAAAGCUCUACACACAACUGAGAUGUGUAACCAAAGAGAUGAAGGCUGAGAAAAAGAAGAUGGAAAAAAUUGACAAAGGUAAUGUUUCCAUUAUCCCUGAUGAUCUUGGUUUUGAGGAACUUCUUAAAGUGAAGGCUUCGUUGAAAAAGCUUCAGGAUGAAAUUAAGGUGGCAUCAUCUUUGCUCCUCCUUGCAAAGAAACCUUAA
Messenger RNA from Lathyrus oleraceus (garden pea), 477 nucleotides. RefSeq names its product agamous-like MADS-box protein AGL29. Gene Ontology annotation, molecular function: RNA polymerase II cis-regulatory region sequence-specific DNA binding; DNA-binding transcription factor activity, RNA polymerase II-specific; protein dimerization activity. The coding region runs from base 1 to 477 and encodes 158 amino acids. NCBI's taxonomy places the organism in Eukaryota, Viridiplantae, Streptophyta, Magnoliopsida, Fabales, Fabaceae. Gene Ontology annotation, biological process: regulation of transcription by RNA polymerase II. The record is from RefSeq and is a predicted model, not a curated record. The transcript has a single exon.